This is a messenger RNA of Hirsutella rhossiliensis, 1491 nucleotides long. RefSeq names its product impact. Gene Ontology annotation, biological process: regulation of translational initiation. Gene Ontology annotation, cellular component: cytoplasm. Lineage: Eukaryota; Fungi; Ascomycota; Sordariomycetes; Hypocreales; Ophiocordycipitaceae. The transcript is spliced from 2 exons. The record is from RefSeq and is a predicted model, not a curated record. The coding region runs from base 1 to 1491 and encodes 496 amino acids.
AUGGCGGGCCAGGGCGACCUGCAGGAGCUGCUGAGAAUGCUCACGUCUCGAAAAGUCUCCAUGAUGGCGGCAAUGGGCCAUGUUAAAUCGCUGCAGUCAAACAACCUACGAAGCAUCGACCAGAUCGCAGCAGCCCCCCUCAACAGCGUCGAGUCGGCCAUGGGCGACGCCAAGCUGGCAAAGAGCCUGCACGCAGCAUGCAAGAGCCACGGCAAGAAGGCAACAAAGCGUCCGGCCGCCGACUCGACGUCGCCAAACGCAAAGAAACCCAGGCUGGAGCCCCACAAGCGAGACUUGGACUACAGCUCCAUGACGCCCGACGAGCUGGAGCUGGCGCUGAGCCUGCCGCUCGUCGAGGACGAAGACGUCAUCCGGGCCACCACGGUCGUGACCAACAGGGCCCCGCUGGUGCUUGCCUUUGCCGUCGAGCUGCUCCGGCUGACGAUGCCUGAGCAGCCGCCCAGCAGCCGACUCAGCCUGGCGCAGGCGGUGGUGAGCGCCAACUCGAGGGCCAAGGCUGUGAGCUUGGGGAUCGAAAAGGCGGGAGGGGAGGAGCACAUUCCCGAGGGCCAGCCAAAGGUGCGCGUGUUGGGGCGGGACAUUCCGGUUCUCAAACGAGGCGGCUACACAUGGUCUCCGGAGGGAGCCAAGAAUCAGGAUUCAGAACCGAGCACGGCGAGAGCACCGGGAGAAGCAACAGGCCAGCGCCAAAAGACGUGGUCGGCGAGCCAGAGGCUGACCGCCAGGUCAUCCAUAUUCAUCGCUCACGCAGCGUCACUGACGGCAUCAAGCCAAAGGGCCGGCCUGGUCAACCAGCUCAUGACCGAGAAGCCCCAUCUAGAAACUGCCACUCACAACGCCUGGGCUGCGCGCACAAGUUACGGGAACUCGCCGCUAGUGCAAGAGGCGUCCUUUGACGACGGCGAGUCAGGCUGCGGCGCAUUCAUGCUGGGCCUGAUGCGGGAGGCCGACGUCAAGAACACGGUGGUGGUGCUGACGCGGUGGUUCGGGGGCGUCAUGUUGGGGCCUGACCGGUGGCGGCUGAUGCGUGAGUGCGUCAACGAGGCGCUGCUGUCCCAGCGGCGGACGUCGACGCUGUCGGGCGAAGCCGUGUGGGCGCUGGACCCGCAAGACGACAAGCCGGCCACGUCGACGGUGGGUAUGGCCACGCACCGGCCCGAAGGCGCGAGGAACUACCUGCUGCGGAGCUUCGCCACGGAGGAGGAAGAGGGCGGGCGAGGAGGAGGCAGGAAGAUGACGGCGGCGGCGAGCAGCGAGGACAAGCAGGAGAACCUGGGACGGGUGCUCGGGGCCAUCAGGCUCCUGUACGCGAGCUGGCAGGGGGUGCUCGGGAGGGAGGAGCUGGAUAGGCGGGCGUGGAGCUGGUACGUGGCCACACGGCCCGACGUGGAGGCUGGGCGAUCGGGAUGGGGGGCCAAGGGGAGGCUGAGCCUGGGCAAGAUUCUUGAUUUACGGCGCAAGGAGGGCUAG